GAACUGUGUGUGGGGGACCCAAGUCCUGAGCUCAGAGGCAUUUUCUGGCCAGGGCUGUCUCCUCCCUUCUCCUCUGCCUCUGGAAAAGUCUGCAGUGCCCCCAAAGCUCUGGGAGGCAUGUUCAGGACUGCAGCAGCCAUCUCUGUGCACCUGGUGGGGCCCCUUUGGGGAAGGAAGGCUGGAGCCCCACUCACUCGGUGCUUGCACCAGACUCAGGCGGCUGAGAAGAAUGUUGGAUCCCCGGCUCCACAGCCCACCAGCCAUCUGGGACUGGCAAACCCACAGGAACGGAAGGUUCCUCAGGGACCACAAAGCCCAUGCGAGGUCCCUGCUGCUGAAGGGAUUCUGAAGACAGGAGGAGCCAACUUACUUAUCCAGGGUCACCCAGCCAAGCUCGCCAUGGCCAAACAACUGCAGGCCCGAAGGCUGGACGGGAUUGACCACAACCCCUGGGUGGAGUUUGUCAAACUGGCCAGUGAGCAUGACGUCGUGAACUUGGGCCAGGGCUUCCCGGAUUUCCCGCCCCCAGACUUUGCCGUGGAAGCCUUUCAGCACGCUGUCAGUGGAGACUUCAUGCUCAACCAGUACACCAAGGCAUUUGGUUACCCACCACUGACGAAGAUCCUGGCAAGUUUCUUUGGGAAGCUGCUGGGUCAGGAGAUGGACCCGCUCAGGAAUGUGCUGGUGACCGUUGGUGGCUAUGGGGCCCUGUUCACAGCCUUCCAGGCCCUGGUGGACGAAGGAGACGAGGUCAUCAUCAUCGAACCCUUUUUUGACUGCUACGAACCCAUGACAAUGAUGGCAGGGGGUCGCCCUGUGUUUGUGCCCCUGAAGCCGGGUCCUAUCCAGAAUGGAGAAUUGGGUUCCAGCAGCAACUGGCAGCUGGACCCCACGGAGCUGGCCAGCAGAUUCACAUCACGCACCAAAGCCCUGGUCCUCAACACCCCCAACAACCCCCUGGGCAAGGUGUUCUCCAGGGAAGAGCUGGAGCUGGUGGCCAGCCUGUGCCAGCAGCAUGACGUGGUGUGUAUCACUGAUGAAGUCUACCAGUGGAUGGUCUACGAUGGGCACCAGCACAUCAGCAUUGCCAGCCUCCCUGGCAUGUGGGAACGGACCCUGACCAUCGGCAGCGCGGGCAAGACUUUCAGCGCCACUGGCUGGAAGGUGGGCUGGGUCCUGGGUCCAGAUCACAUCAUGAAGCACCUGCGGACCAUGCACCAGAACUCCAUCUUCCACUGCCCCACACAGAGCCAGGCUGCAGUAGCCGAGAGCUUUGAGCGGGAGCAGCUGCUCUUCCGCCAACCCAGCAGCUACUUUGUGCAGUUCCCGCAGGCCAUGCAGCGCUGCCGUGACCACAUGAUACGCAGCCUACAGUCAGUGGGCCUGAAGCCCAUCAUCCCUCACGGCAGCUACUUCCUCAUCACAGACAUCUCAGACUUCAAGAGGAAGAUGCCUGACUUGCCUGGAGCUGUGGAUGAGCCCUAUGACAGACGCUUCGUCAAGUGGAUGAUCAAGAACAAGGGCUUGGUGGCCAUCCCUGUCUCCAUCUUCUAUAGUGUGCCGCAUCAGAAGCACUUUGACCACUAUAUCCGCUUCUGUUUUGUGAAGGAUGAAGCCACGCUCCAGGCCAUGGACGAGAAGCUGCGGAAGUGGCAGGUGGAGCUCUAGCCCUGAAGUCACGCCUUGGCCCCGGCAUCCCCACGCGCCCGCAGAGAUCCUCUCUGAGUGUCUGUCUUUGUCCAGGUUUCAGACAUUUCCAGGUUGGGGAAGAUGCUAUUGGGAAACCUCUUCUCUGUGACACAGAAUGUUCUGGGUGGGAGCCGCCCUUCAUCUUAGAGAACCAAGUGCCUCCUGCCUGAAAGGUGAGGGUGGCCUGACCUGGGCCUCUCCCUGCCCCUCCGUAGGUGGGUUUGUAGGGCCUUGUGUUUCUUCUGGUCUCUCCAGGCUUGGCUGAGACCGACGGUGGAGUCCCACCAUGUAUCGAUCACAUCCAAGCCCUGCAUGACCCCUGCUAAGACCCAGGCAUAACCUCACCUUUCCUGGCUCAUCUUGGCCUUGGGGAGUUGCCUUUAGACUUGAGUCCUCAAGCCACUCCUUUUCGUCCAUAAUAAAACGUUUAAGUUAUUCAAA
Messenger RNA from Symphalangus syndactylus (siamang), 2130 nucleotides. RefSeq names its product kynurenine aminotransferase 1 (gene KYAT1). Gene Ontology annotation, molecular function: L-kynurenine:2-oxoglutarate transaminase activity; pyridoxal phosphate binding. The record is from RefSeq and is a predicted model, not a curated record. Gene Ontology annotation, biological process: biosynthetic process. NCBI's taxonomy places the organism in Eukaryota, Metazoa, Chordata, Mammalia, Primates, Hylobatidae. Gene Ontology annotation, cellular component: mitochondrion; cytoplasm.